This is a messenger RNA of Rhinocladiella mackenziei CBS 650.93, 393 nucleotides long. RefSeq lists its product as uncharacterized. Bases 1 to 393 code for a protein of 130 amino acids. The transcript has a single exon. Lineage: Eukaryota; Fungi; Ascomycota; Eurotiomycetes; Chaetothyriales; Herpotrichiellaceae. The record is from RefSeq and is a predicted model, not a curated record.
AUGGCAAAUGUCAGCUCGGGGGCUCACCGAAAGGUGGCGUGGAGUUUUCCGCCCGAUUCGGCAAACAUUUCGCGAUGGGCGGCGAGGCUGAGUGCCAUCCUGUUCCGGCCGCGUGGUACACCCCCCACAUUUACAUCAAUUUCCCGGUCACGGAAUCUGGCUACCCACGGGGUUAUUGCGCCUAAAUAUCCCCAGAAGGGCACCUCCCUAUCAGAACUGAAUUUCUUCCAGCAACUCAUUGGAGCUAUGACGACCACCAUGGAGUCGAAAAGUGCCAUUUCUCACGACGAACAUCUGUCCAUCGAAAAGCCUCAAUAUCAUACCGCUACGGGCGGUGUUACCAAUGCCGCCCAUCUCUAUCAAGGCAAGCACCGUCUCCUGCUUCGGACCUGA